Molecule: messenger RNA, 654 nt
Organism: Drosophila teissieri
Lineage: Eukaryota; Metazoa; Arthropoda; Insecta; Diptera; Drosophilidae
Exons: 3
Coding region: 1-654 (217 amino acids)
Source: RefSeq, a predicted model, not a curated record
AUGAAACCUUAUUCUUUAACUACGUAUAUCCUAGUUCUGGUUCUGACUCAGCAAUCGGAAUCUCUGCUGUGGCCAGCCUCUUCUAACUUGGGUCUGACGUUAUCAGUGUCCACACCCAUUGCUGAACUCUAUCCGGAACGUCGAAUUCUGAUCGAUUGGUGCUUCGCCAUCUCCUACAACUAUCCCUAUAACUUGACGGAGUUCUAUAGCAUACCCAUCUGGCCAGGAUUUGCCAACUACAAAGCGAAACGCGAAGUUCCCCAACUGGAACUGACUGAUGGGAACUUCUAUACCAAAUAUGGACAUGACAAGGACAGUGGUAUGCAUCCCAAGGACUUUUCGGCUGGACAACUCUACGGUUUCCUUGAGGAUACUUUGGCGGGAUAUGGAUUCCAUGAGACGUGCUUGCUGAGAAGUGUUUGCGAAUUAGCACAGCACCCCUUCGAUGACAACCAUCAGCACUUGCUGAGCGACAUAGUGACCUUUGUUUUGAGCCCCUCACAACACGAAGGCUUUCGGGAUGACGAAGACGUGUACAGAAAUGCCUACGAACUGGCCGAGCAAGAUGGUUUCCUGGGUCGAGAUUGCUUGAGAUUAUACUCGCACUGCAAACACGAUCUGUUACAGCUCAUGAGUCAAGUUAUAUUUCACUAG